Pseudophryne corroboree (corroboree frog) is the source of this 4170-nucleotide messenger RNA. Its product is annotated as zinc finger protein 135-like. Gene Ontology annotation, cellular component: chromatin; PcG protein complex; transcription regulator complex. Lineage: Eukaryota; Metazoa; Chordata; Amphibia; Anura; Myobatrachidae. Gene Ontology annotation, molecular function: DNA-binding transcription factor activity, RNA polymerase II-specific; RNA polymerase II cis-regulatory region sequence-specific DNA binding. The record is from RefSeq and is a predicted model, not a curated record. The transcript has 9 exons. Gene Ontology annotation, biological process: regulation of transcription by RNA polymerase II. Bases 597 to 3230 code for a protein of 877 amino acids.
GUCCAGAAGCAGAGCAUUGUGUCUCCACCCCCACCCCACCAGCCUUCGUCCUAGCAUAUCUCGUUAUCUCCACCCACAGCAUCCAUUUCCCCCUCUGUGGCCCAAUUUCCCCUUGUACCCAACAUGGCAUCUUCCCUGGAAGCCUACGUCCCAGGUGAUUUAGGAUAACGUCAGAAGGUCAAUUUACUGAAGUGGAUCUAUCUGUCCGCUUUCAUAUUAUUACUGUACUGGUAUACAGGAAAAUGGCCACCGCCCUCCUAAACUAAGGACAUAUAAGAAAGGUUACUAUCUAUGUGAAGCAUAUCGUAGCUGCAGAUCACCAGAGGAGAGAACCUUGCAAUUGACAACUUGUGGCCGCCAUUUACGUAGUCGCAAAUAAUGCAGUAUCAUUAUGUCCUUUGUUCGAGCAUCCCAGAAAAAAACAAAAACGGCGGCCAUUUUCUUGUGGUCCGUAUCAUCUAAUCCAGAUGUCAUUUAACCUGAGACUGGAAUCCCCAGACAGAGGACUCGGAGAGCGUUACUGGGGUUCUCUGGGAAGGAAGGCAGGAAUACAGAUAAUUGAGCUGUGAGGAACACAAGUCAUUACUGGAGGUCACAUGAGGAUGAGAUGCGUCACUGAUUCGCUGAGGAUGGACAAGGACAGAAGUCACAUGACUGAGAGGAUAGUAACUCUCACCCUGGAGAUCAUCCACCUGCUGACUGGAGAGGAUUACACAGUAGUGAAAAAGACAUCCGGUGAGUGUGUUGUACCCAGUAGUCAUCCCUGUGUGUCAGGAGGAUUGGGCAGGACCCAGAGCCCCAUCACGGUGCCUCCACCUCACUCACUGAUAUAUGAGAGAGACAAUGACCAGAAGAUCCUGGAACUCACCAACAAGAUCAUUCAGCUGCUGACUGGAGAGGUUACUAUAAGGUGUCAGGAUGUCACUGUCUAUCUCUCCAUGGAGGAGUGGAAGUAUUUUGAGGAACACAAGGAUCUGUACAAGGACGUCAUGGAGAAUCACCAACCACUCCCAUCACUGGAUGGGUCCAGUAACAGAGAUACCCCAGAGAGAUGUCCCCGUCCUCUUUAUUCACAGGACUGUACAGAGGAGAAUCAUAGGACCCUACAGGAGGAUCAGGGUGAAGAUCUGGCUGAUAAUAAGGUAGAAAUUAUAGAGGGAGAAGAAGAUACGUUUGUCAGUGACGAUCAGCAGUGUGAAGAGGAGGAAAUCCCUAUAGAGGGAGAAGAAGAGACGUAUGUCAGUGAUGAUCAGCAGUGUGAAGAGGAGGAAAUCCCUAUAGAGGGAGAAGAAGAGACGUAUGUGAGUGAUGAUCAGCAAUGUGAAAAGGAGGAAAUCCCUAUGGAGGGAGAAGAAGAGACGUAUGUGAGUGAUGAUCAGCAAUGUGAAAAGGAGGAAAUCCCUAUGGAGGGAGAAGAAGAGACGUAUGUGAGUGAUGAUCAGCAAUGUGAAAUGGAGGAAAUCCCUAUGGAGGGAGAAGAAGAGACAUAUGUGAGUGAUGAUCAGCAGUGUGAGGAGGAGGAAAUCCCUAUAGAGGGAAAAGAAGAGACGUAUGUGAGUGAUAACAAGCAGUGUGAGGAGGAAAUUCCUGAAGAUAUCAUUACAGAUGGACCCAGUAACAGAGAUGCCCCAGAGAGAUGUCCCCAUCCUCUUUAUUCCCAGGACUGUACAGGGGAGAAUCACAGGACCACAGAGGAGAAUCACAGGACUCCACAGGAGGAUCAGGGUGAAGAUCUGACUGAUACUAAGAUUGGAGCUAUAUGUGUGGAAAAAGAGACAUGUAUGAGGGGUGAUCAGCAGUGGAAGGAGGAGGAAAUCCCUACAGAUACCAGCACAGUAGAUGAGCAUACAAGCAGGAAUACCUCCGAGGGAGAUCUCAUUGUGUCUACAGACUAUAAAAAAGAAGAUAACAUCAUACAAGAUUCUCCAGGAGAAAAUCCCAGUGCAGAUAUUUCAUCUGGUCCUUCUAAUCAUGAGGAAUGUUCUUCUGAUAAUUCAGAUCUUGCUAAACCCAGUACAGCUCAUAGAUGUGAUACAAUAUCAUCCAUUUCUGAAUUUAGUAAAAGUUCUGUACAUAAGUCAGUUUUUGUUAGACGUCAGAGAGCUCAUAAACGUGAGAGACCAUUUCCAUGCUCUGAGUGUGGGAAAUGUUUUAUAUGUAAAUCCCAUCUUGUUAAACAUCUGAGAAGUCACACAGGUGCGAAUACAUAUCCAUGCUCUGAGUGUGGGAAAUGUUUUAUACAAAAUUCCCAUCUUGUUGUACAUCUGAGACAACACACGGGUGUGAAACCAUUUACAUGCUUUGAAUGUGGGAAAUGUUUUAUACAAAAAUCCCAUCUUGUUGAACAUGAGAGAGGACACACAGGUGAGAAACCAUUUCCAUGCUCUGAGUGUGGGAAACGUUUUGCACACAAAUCGCGUCUUCUUAGUCAUCAGAGACUUCACACAGGUGUGAAACCAUUUACAUGCUCUGAGUGUGGGAAAUGUUUUACAGAUAAAUCAAAUCUUCUUACACAUCAGAGAAGUCACACAGGUGAGAAACCAUUUUCAUGCGCUGAGUGUGGGAAAUGUUUUGGAGAAAAAACGCGUCUUCUUAGUCAUCAGAGAAGUCACACAGGGGAGUUACCAUUUACAUGCUCUGAGUGUGGGAAAUGUUUUACAGAAAAAUCACGACUUCUUAGUCAUCAGAGAAGUCACACAGGUGAGAAACCAUAUAUUUGCUCUGAGUGUGGGAAAUGUUUUACAGAAAAAUCGCAUCUUCACAGUCAUCGGAGAAGUCACACAGGUGAAAAUCCAUUGACAUGCACUGAGUGUGGGAAAUGUUUUACAAAAAAAUCACGUCUUGUAACUCAUCUGAGAAGUCACAUAGGUGAGAAACCAUUUACAUGCUCUGAGUGUGGGAAAUGUUUUACAGAAAAAUAUCGUCUUCUUAGUCAUCAGAGAAGUCACACAGGUGAGCAACCAUUUACAUGCUCCGAGUGUGGGAAAUGUUUUACUGAAAAAUCACGUCUUGUUAGACAUCUGAGAGGUCACAUAGGUGCGAGACCAUUUACAUGCUCUGAGUGUGGAAAAUGUUUUACUAAAAAAUCACGUUUUCUUAGUCAUCAGAAAAGUCACACAGAUGAGAAACCAUUUUCAUGUUCUGAGUGUGGGAAAUGUUUUGUAGUCAAAUCUCGUCUUCUUAGACACCAGAAAGUUCACACUAGGAAACAUACAAGUUCAGUGAGCUGAUCUACAUAAAACAGGGUUCCAUCAAUACUAAAUAUUGUGAAAGUGGUGUAUAGAUUAAGGUAAAUAACAAAAGCAAGCAUGAAUACAGUUGCAGAAUGUAUAUGCCAAGGUAUAUUGACGUCACUGAGUUAUUGAGGGCUGUUAAAAGCUCCAGAGCUAGAUUUACUUCUAUAAAAUACAGAACACAGUUGGUUUUGCAUUUCUAUUUAUUGCAGGUUGAAAUUUCAGGAUGAAAACUGCAGAGAAUCAGCUGCAUGCAAAAUAUAAUAAUGUGAUAAUGCUAUUACCAUCCACAGACAUACAUUUAAUGUGAAUAAUCAAAAUGAUUGGAACAGAUCGCACAAGUGUGGAAUGUAUUGCGGUGUCAUUAUUUUAUUAGAUAUUGGUAUUAUCGUAAUAGCAAACCACGUUUGGUAUAUAGAUUCCUAAGUAAUAUGUAAUCCCUGCAAUGGGCAGGUGAUAGAGAGAUGUAUGUAGGGAUGCAUGUAUGUGAUGUGAUAUGCAUGUAAACUUUGGUGUUGCUGGUUUUUUUUUAUGUGCGUGCAUUACACAUAGGUGUAGCCAUGCCGACUGAAUGUGCGUCUCCUCACGCUAUAGGGGUGCAGUCCAGCAAGCCUGGCACCAUGCAUCUUUUCUGGAGCACAUUUUGCAUUUGGGAAUUAGACGCAGCAUCCGUCCACCUCCACAUGAGCCACAUAAUGUGGGAUCUUAGAUACAAUAACACUACGUCAUACUCCGCAUGUGAUGGUGGAAAUGUAUUUAAUCCGUUCUGUUAUCUGUUACUCUCUCACUGGGGAUCACAGCUGCAAACUAAUGUGUUCCCAGAGGGCAGAUGCAGAUUUCUGAUGCUAUGUGGCAAGUUUUGUACAAAUGCACCCAUUAUAUAAACAUGAAAUAAUAACAUGCAACAUAUAAUAAAUGUAUUUUUGGUGUCUCCUUA